Lampris incognitus (smalleye Pacific opah) is the source of this 1179-nucleotide messenger RNA. It is a transcript of the gene nucks1a, whose product is annotated as nuclear casein kinase and cyclin-dependent kinase substrate 1a. The coding region runs from base 259 to 1179 and encodes 306 amino acids. The transcript has 8 exons. Gene Ontology annotation, molecular function: double-stranded DNA binding; single-stranded DNA binding. Gene Ontology annotation, biological process: interstrand cross-link repair; double-strand break repair via homologous recombination. The record is from RefSeq and is a predicted model, not a curated record. Gene Ontology annotation, cellular component: cytoplasm. NCBI's taxonomy places the organism in Eukaryota, Metazoa, Chordata, Actinopteri, Lampriformes, Lampridae.
CGUGGGUUUGGUUGCACAUGGGCUGCAGUUUCAGUUUGUUUUAUUCACCAUUUUGAGUAGGUGAAGGUAAAAAUUUAACUAAAAUCGCGUCUGGGAGACAAAUCCCUCCCGUUAUUUUAGUUUAACACACCAGCUCGGGCGUGGAGUUGUGCGCCUCUCCUCCCGCACCUCGGAGUUGUAGAGUGGGGAUAUUUUUUUGUUUUUUAUUUCCCUGGGCUUCUUUUCCAUUUCUUACAUUCUCUACAGUAUUCCUGCAAAAUGUCAAGACCAGUGAGGAACAGGAAAGUGGUGAAUUACUCACAAUUCAACGAGUCUGAUGAUGCAGAUGAGGAGUAUGGAGGCGACAAGCCUAAGAAGGUGCGCGUGGCCCCUCGUGAGCCAAAGCACAAGCGCUCAAAGAAUUCACAGGAUGACAGUGAGGACUCUGAUGACAAGCUCUCCAAAUCCAAAAAUGAUUCAGCAGAUGACUUUGGCAGUGAUGAUGAAGACAAUGACUUCGGAGAGGAGGAGGAAGAGGAUGGGGGGAGUGAUUAUGAUGCAAAAAGAGGGAAAAAGGGAAAGAAACCCAAGGUAGAGAAAGCGAGCAAGAAGACACCGAAGAGAAAACGGCCUGCAGAUGACAGUGAUGAUGACAGGGAGGUGAGUCGCAAGGUCCGCACGGUUCGCCAGGCUGCAUCCAAGGCUGUGUCAAAACAGAGGGAGAUCCUUCUCGGGGAUGGAGGCAGCGAGGAUGAGGAGCAUGAAGACCAGGAGGAGGCCUACAUGGAUCCUGACGAAUCUGGCAGUGACGAGGACUUUAUGGUGGAAGACGAUGAUGACAGCGACUAUGGUCGCUCCAAGAAGAGGAGCAAGAAAGUGAUCAGACGGGGGCGGCAAGAGAAGAAGGAGAAGAAAUCCCCCAAGCCUCGACUAAAGGCCACAGUCACCCCCAGUCCAAUGAAAGGCAAGGGGAAGGGACGCCCCAGCGCCAAGGCCCUGGAGAAGAGCUCACCCAAAGAGGAGGAGGAGGAAGAGCCUGAGAGUCCCCUAGAGGAGGAGGAAGAAGAGGAAGUGGAGAAGAAAAAGACCUCCCCCGCCCCCAAGAAAACAAAGGAGGCUGCAGGGGAGGAGGAAGAGGAGGAGGAGGAUGAAGAAGAGGAGGAUGGAUCAGAAGAGGACGCACCCUCUGGAGAUGACUAG